Molecule: messenger RNA, 510 nt
Organism: Cercospora beticola
Lineage: Eukaryota; Fungi; Ascomycota; Dothideomycetes; Mycosphaerellales; Mycosphaerellaceae
Source: RefSeq, a predicted model, not a curated record
AUGCAAUUCUCCACCACCAUCUUCGCUGGCCUCCUGGCCGCUGCCGCCAACGCAGCUCCAGCUCCUGUUGUCGGCGCAGCUGUCCAGGCCAGACAGAACUCCCAAGACUUCUGCGGCGCCUCCCCAUUCUACGACCGCUACGACGAGCGCACCCAGCUCGGCUGGAACCUUCCAAAGGUGUCCGACUGCCAGAGACUCGCCGAAAACGUUGCCAACGAUGGCAACAAGUGGGAGGUCACCAGCUCUCCAACCAACAUCGUAUCAUCUGGAACUUGCACUUUCCGCGUCUCUCUGGGCUCCGCAAGCAACGAGAAGGUCUACAUUGGCAACAAGGAUGUCGCUGACAUCAUCCUUACUUCGAUCUCGCGAUACACUCACGGCGAAUUUGUUUCCACCCAAGGAUACAGGAAGGCUAAGCUCGAUGCUCAAAACACCAUGCAGUGUGGCAACAAUGGACUCGAGACUGAUCGUGAGGCCUCUGUCAACUGGGACAUCCUCAACUUCCUUUAG